Verticillium alfalfae VaMs.102 is the source of this 1362-nucleotide messenger RNA. RefSeq lists its product as hypothetical. The transcript has 3 exons. Lineage: Eukaryota; Fungi; Ascomycota; Sordariomycetes; Glomerellales; Plectosphaerellaceae. The coding region runs from base 1 to 1362 and encodes 453 amino acids. The record is from RefSeq and is a predicted model, not a curated record.
AUGGCCUCUUCCAAGGAGAUGCAGCAGUCUACAAGGCCAUUGACUCAUCGGUCCUCCGUUUCCGCGGCCUCGGCUUCAGGCCUCAUGACCCGACAAGCCCACUCGCGGACCAGCUCCCACUCCAUUUUGAGCAGUUCGCUGAAUGCCAACCACCGCGUGACCCGCCGCAAGUCCAUGACCAAUAACACAACCAAUGUCGCGGCUGUAGAGGCGGCUCUCAAAGAGGCCAACGCCGACGGCUCCGUGGCCAUGCCCAUCGGCUCCAGCGCGCGCCGUAACACGGCAUCCAAAAGCGCCGCUGCUCGUGCCGCCAUAAUGGCAAACCUGCCGUCGCCCCCUGCGAGCCUCCCACCACAACAUCGUUUCCAGCUGGAAAAGGAUGCGAUGAUGCACGAGAGUGCCAUUGAAGACGAUCCUCAGGACAUGUCUGCCGAUGAAGGUCUUGACCAGAAGGCUUCUGUGCGCAGAGCGAGUGACGGACAGCCGCUCAUCAAGGAACGGCGCAAGAGCAACCGCGUUGAGCUUCGUUGCGAAAAGUGUGGCAAGGGAUACAAGCACAGCAGUUGCCUGACCAAGCAUUUGUGGGAACAUACUCCCGAAUGGUCCUUCACGUCCAAGCUGCUCAUCUCCAAGCACCAACAAGUUCAGCUCCUCGAGGCUGCGUCGGUGCUCGUAGCCAUGAACGGGCCGGGGAAGGAUUCCUCCACCCCGCCCGAGUCGGCCAAGGACUUCCAGAGCGACCCCGAGUCUGCUCCGUCACCUGAAGCGUCGGCAUCGGGCUACUCGGACUCCCGGCACAGCUCUGCCGACACGACCCCGCCGCCUCAGAUCGAGGGCAUGACCAUGUCUGGCUCAUCGGGCCCCUUUUCCAAGCGCUACAGCGGCUUUGGUCGAUCGUACCAGUCGGCUCCCUCGACCAACCCCCUCGUGACAGGUAGCAUGCCGAGUGGCCCGGGUGGCUUCGCACACUUCCGCCAUCAGAGCCAAGACGGCCGUCCUCCUUCUUCCGGACGUAACACCACGGGACAAGAAGACCAUGAACUGGCCGCCGCGGUGGAAUUGCUGAGUUGCAGCUUCAACAGCAACAACGGCUCGCGGACGGUGAACCUGCCUGCAGAUGUACCCCCGGUGCCCCCUCUACCCUCUCGCUACCUCGACCAGGCGGCGUCCUUCAACAAUACCGGCUUUCUCAGCAGUUAUCCAAGCAGGCAGCCGGAAAGCUUCACCCGGGGCGAAAUCCGACACCGUGACACCAAGGCCGAGGAGAGCGACAGCAUGAUGGAUGAUGAUGAGUUUGAUCGGCGGUCUCGGUCGCGCAGCGAUGAGGACGACGAUGGCGUCUUUGGACGCAUGGAGGAAUAG